This is a messenger RNA of Plasmodium reichenowi, 300 nucleotides long. RefSeq names its product erythrocyte binding antigen-175. The record is from RefSeq and is a predicted model, not a curated record. Lineage: Eukaryota; Apicomplexa; Aconoidasida; Haemosporida; Plasmodiidae. The annotation marks the transcript as partial. The transcript has a single exon.
UAAUGAAUUAGAUAAAAAGAAAUAUGGAAAUGUUCAAAAAACUGAUAAGAAAAUAUUUAGUUUUAUAGAAAAUAAAUUAGAUAUUUUAAAUAAUUCAAAAUCUAAUAAAAGAUGGAAGAGUUAUGGAACUCCAGAUAAUAUAGAUAAAAAUAUGUCUUUAAUAAAUAAAUAUAAUAAUAAAGAAACGUUUAACAACAAUUAUCAAUCAUUUUUAUCUACAAGUUCAUUAAUAAAGCAAAAUAGAUAUGUUCCUAUUAACGCUGUACGUGUGUCUAGGAUAUUAAGUUUCCUGGAUUCUAA